AACCCCAGUGGCUUCAUUGGCUCCUUGAUUUAAACCACGCCCGGCUUUCUGCCCGAUUAGCUGCUGCGGGGCCAGGCCACCCAGCCACAUCCCCUCCGGGUUUGCAGGGAGCGCCCAGCUGCUGCUGCGGUAUUGUGUGGAUGCCGCGCGUGCCCUCUCCUCUCUUGCAGAGAUGGCUAAUAGGGGCCCGAGCUACGGCUUAAGCCGAGAGGUGCAGGAGAAGAUCGAGCAGAAGUACGACGCCGACCUGGAGAACAAGCUGGUGGACUGGAUCAUCCUGCAGUGCGCCGAGGAUAUCGAGCACCCGCCCCCCGGCAGGGCCCAUUUUCAGAAAUGGUUAAUGGACGGGACGGUCCUGUGCAAGCUGAUAAACAGUUUAUACCCACCAGGACAAGAGCCCAUCCCUAAGAUCUCAGAGUCGAAGAUGGCUUUUAAGCAGAUGGAGCAAAUCUCCCAGUUCCUUAAAGCUGCGGAGAUCUACGGUGUCAGGACCACUGACAUUUUUCAGACAGUGGAUCUGUGGGAAGGGAAGGACAUGGCAGCCGUGCAGAGGACGCUGAUGGCUCUAGGCAGUGUUGCAGUCACCAAGGAUGAUGGCUGCUACCGGGGAGAGCCAUCCUGGUUUCACAGGAAAGCCCAGCAGAAUCGGAGAGGAUUUUCAGAGGAGCAGCUUCGCCAGGGACAGAAUGUGAUAGGCCUACAGAUGGGCAGCAACAAGGGUGCCUCUCAGGCGGGCAUGACCGGGUACGGGACGCCCAGGCAGAUCAUGUAAGAGGCCGCGGGCUGCCGCGAUAGAGAGGACGAAUAUUCCACCCCACCGUCUCUAUGAUAAAGAAAUAGUUAAGUCACCUUCUGACCUCUUUCUCAAAGCCUCCUAUCCCUGUUUUUUGCGAAAGUGCUGCAUUUCUGCUGA
Messenger RNA from Manis pentadactyla (Chinese pangolin), 913 nucleotides. RefSeq names its product transgelin 3 (gene TAGLN3). Bases 173 to 772 code for a protein of 199 amino acids. NCBI's taxonomy places the organism in Eukaryota, Metazoa, Chordata, Mammalia, Pholidota, Manidae. The transcript has 4 exons. Gene Ontology annotation, molecular function: protein binding. The record is from RefSeq and is a predicted model, not a curated record.